AUGUCUUCCGAUUCCAUCAGUAUCAUUGAGCACCUGCAACAGUGGGGUGCUUGCGAUAUAAGUUCAAUGCAAGCGUUCUGUUCGCUUUGCGUUGCCGAUGGCCUCUCGAAGCUCAAUUAUCCCAAUGGCGGUUUCCUUGAAGGCCUCGUAAUGCAAUUACCUCAAUUCCAAGCUGGCCAGGCCAAGAUUGUAGGACAGGCCUUCGCAGUCAAGUUCGUCCCCAAGUCGGAUAUAUCGGCUCCUAAACUGCAAGGUAACUCUCCUCUGCCCCACGUCAAUGCAGUCUAUGGGGGCCUCAAGACCCUACGCGCUCAGAAGCUAAAGGCAGCUGGUGUCGUGAUCGAUGGUCGCGUGCGUGAUCUCGGCGAGCACCAAGCUCUUAACUUCCCUCUAUUUGCCCGGUCUGUUGGUACAACCGCCGGCGGUGAAGUGUGUCGCCCCUCAGAAGUGAAUGUUCCUGUCCGCCUCAACUCUAGUGAUCAAGAUGCCUGGAUUUACGCUGGAGAUUACAUUAUCGCUGUUAUGAAUGGUGUGGUCCGCUUGCCGCACGAACUUGCUGAACAAGUUCUUGACAUCAUUCCUGCCAUCGCUGAGGCCGAUGCGAAAUGCGCGGAGGCUAUCAAAGACGGAAUGAGCGUGCACCAGGCUUUCAAGGAGUUCCGUGGCCGUUGAUAAUUUGUUGAAGAGUGGGCCCCAUGUCUGUUAUUUGACGGAGAACCUUAUCUUCCUGUUCUCUCUCUUUGAUCGUACACAAUAAAUGAUUUUC
Messenger RNA from Aspergillus caelatus, 766 nucleotides. RefSeq names its product RraA family protein. Bases 1 to 672 code for a protein of 223 amino acids. The transcript has 3 exons. NCBI's taxonomy places the organism in Eukaryota, Fungi, Ascomycota, Eurotiomycetes, Eurotiales, Aspergillaceae. The record is from RefSeq and is a predicted model, not a curated record.